Messenger RNA from Penaeus vannamei (Pacific white shrimp), 863 nucleotides. The record is from RefSeq and is a predicted model, not a curated record. NCBI's taxonomy places the organism in Eukaryota, Metazoa, Arthropoda, Malacostraca, Decapoda, Penaeidae.
AUGUGGCAUACCGAUGUUGAUGACCAGCUUGGGGGCCUGGCGGUGGAGUGGCCAUUCACAACCACAAAAUUUACCCGCUUCCGUUCACAACCACAACCCACCCCCUUUCAACCAUUCACAACCACUAAAAUUAACCACAAUAUAUUUUUCCUUUUUUUUAAUGUCUUAUUUAUUCCCCCACAGGCUGCGUUGGCCAAAGAACCUGAAGUUCGACCGUGGGGCGGAUGGCGGCGCUGGUGGGAACAGCCCAACGAAAUCAACGGACCCACAGAAGGCAGGAGUCAUCGGCCUCAUCACGGGGCCCACUACCUCACCGUCGCUCCAGAGUCCGGCAGCAAGUCCCGGGCGGUGCUGGACGGCGGGUCGGGUUCCGGCGCCUCCCGCGUGAGCAGCAGUGUCCCCGGCGACCUGGCUGACCUGCAGGGCGGCCUGUACUCGCAGUGGACGAAGUGGUCGCGUUGCUCCCGCCGCUGCAGGCAGAGACGGCAGAGGUCGUGUCGGGUUCCGGCCGUGUGCGGCACCGCGCUCCUCAAGGAGGAAGAGGAGCUGCCGCGGCGGAGGUGCUCUGGCCGCCGCCCCUUCCACAUCAUCAAACCCGAGGAAUUCACCCGACAGCCUCCGAGGAACGACAUGAGGGUGCUGCUCAACUUCAACUCAAUGUUCUACACGAGGUGGUCCCGCUGGUCGGCCUGCAGCAGGUCGUGUCUGACCAGGAGAUACAGAUCCUGCAAAUACCCCUUGUUCUGGGCGGGAAGCGUGGUCAAUCGAGGAGGCCUAUUGCUAGUCGAGGGGUUCCCUGUGCGAGAAGUGGUAUCGGAGGAGCCGGUACCACCCCAGGAAGCACCAGACGACCGGGAGUAACG